Octopus bimaculoides (California two-spot octopus) is the source of this 5275-nucleotide messenger RNA. Its product is annotated as unconventional myosin-VI. Gene Ontology annotation, biological process: actin filament-based movement; actin filament organization. The record is from RefSeq and is a predicted model, not a curated record. Gene Ontology annotation, molecular function: microfilament motor activity; actin filament binding; ATP binding. NCBI's taxonomy places the organism in Eukaryota, Metazoa, Mollusca, Cephalopoda, Octopoda, Octopodidae. Gene Ontology annotation, cellular component: actin cytoskeleton; cytoplasm; endocytic vesicle.
CUCUAAAUUUUGAAUAUCUUUAUUAACACCAGUACUAAUUUUAUACGUUUUGUUUUUUAAUCCUAAUAAAAUAUUGAAGUUUCUUGGUUUAGGACGGUAUAUGCAAAAAGUAAUAUAAUAGUUAUAAUAACUGAUAUUAUCAUCAUUAUUAUUACUAUUAUUAUAAUAUUUAAUGAUAAUAAUUUUGGCUUAGUUUGAUUCUUACAAAAACAUAUGAACAAGCUGAAACACUUGGGCAAAUCAAGCACAUCUCCAAAUUCACAUCUCUAUAUAUACUCACACUCACUUUCUCAUAUGUAUACAUAUAAUCAUACUCACCCCCUCUCUCUCAUAGUAUCUUUAUAUACGGCUUAUAUUUUCUACAUACACACAUAUUAAGACAUAUACACACAUACCUAUAUACUGUACUGUCUACCUUCCCAUUCCAAACCAUCUCCUACAAUUGCUAUAAUUACAGGUACCAGCUAUCACCAUAUUUUCCCAACUGUCCAUCCAUAUAAUUAAAAUCAUUAAUUAUACGAUCUCACCCGCACCCACGCCCUGUGUGUAUGUGUGCGUAAUUACACACAUACACACGCAUACAUAUAUAUAUAAUUACAUGCACACCUGAUCUCAUUAUCAAAUGAAGUUGAUGAUUUCAUUAUUUAAAAACAAAACACGACAGACAAGGAGGACAAACUAUGACAAACAGACAAUUAAUUGAAAGUUGGUGUUAAGGAGGGAAAACGUGAAGUUAGAUUCAUUUUCAACCUAAAGACUUACUCUAACUCAUCUCGUCUGGCCUAGGAAAAAAAACCUUAUAAUUAAUCUUACAUAAUUCCUUUUGUUAAGAUCGUGUAUGUUUGCAGGGCAAAGUUCGUCUUAAUCCUUCUUUUUGAAUAAGAUUAAGUCAGUGUGUGUGUUUACUGAUUAAGAUAUCUUGGUUUUUAUCAACACAACGAGAGGAAAGGGGGGAAAAUAAGGGAUAAAAUAUAUAAAAAACUGUAAAAAGAAAAACCAUACAAACAUAUAUACACCCACCCAAAGACAACGAUUUAUCGCUGUGUUGAGUGAAACUGAAAAAGUUGGUACAUGAAAACAUCCAGACCUUCAGGGAACAGUCAAAGCUAACGCAACAGGUGUGUUGUUUAUUUGCUCGGCGUUUUUUGUGGUCGGACAGAGAGGCCUUCUUUAAUCUUCAUAUACAAACAUUGUUCUUUACUUGAAGGUCGGUGUUAGAACUAAUUUGUUGCUCAAUUUUAAAGCUAACAUUGCCAGCCUACAUGUAUGGUAUAUAUAUAUAUACAUACACAAAUAUAUAUACACAUAAAUUUAUACAUACAGUUAUUGCUAUAUCCAUGGAUGUGCUCUUUUUGAAACAAGAUAAAACUUUUAUAUCAAGGCGGUCACAUUAAUCACGAUCUAAUAUUAACAAAUACUCAGAAAAAAGAAAUUCUUUUUCGUUUCAUUUUUCGUUUCUUAAAAAAAAAGAAAAAAGAAAUUAAAAGAUAAAACAAAAAAAAAACAACUUCAAAGAAAGAAACCUUUUCGAGGACCACUUUUAAAAGAAAGUUUUAACGAAAUAACAGGAUAUCCUUUGCGGUUUGCUUGUUCUUGUCUACCCCUAAGGAUUUGAUUCCGUUCUGUUGUUUCUGCAAUUACCAGACUAUUUUUAUUACCUGGUCACUCAGGUGGACCUGUAUUUCAAACUAUAAAAAAAAUCACUUCUUCCGUUGCCAUGGAUGGUGGGAAAAAAGUAUGGGUCCCACACCAUAUGGAUGGCUUCAAGUUGGGUCGCAUUGUGGACAUUGGGUCCGACUCUAUCACGGUCGAACCAUUUGAUGCUAUGGGCACAACUAUCAAUGCUUUCUAUGAUAAGACUUACCCAGCUGAAGAAGAUGACAAAAAAAAUGUUGAUGAUAAUUGUGCUCUUAUGUACCUUAAUGAGGCAACAUUACUGCACAAUUGUAAAGUUCGUUAUUACAAGAACCAGAUUUAUACGUAUACAGCCAAUAUAUUGAUUGCAAUUAAUCCUUAUUAUGUGAUCAAGGAUUUGUACUCUUCAAAGACAAUACAAGACUAUUGUGGAAAAUCUUUAGGAACCAUGCCUCCCCAUGUAUUUGCUAUUGGUGACAAAGCAUACCGAGAUAUGAAAGUGUUGAAACAAAGUCAGUCAAUUAUUGUCAGUGGUGAAUCUGGAGCUGGUAAAACUGAAUCCACAAAAUACAUCUUAAAAUACUUGACAGAGAGUUGGGGUACUCAUGCUGGAGCCAUUGAACAAAGGAUUGUGGAAUCAAAUCCUUUGUUGGAAGCAUUCGGCAAUGCAAAGACUGUGAGAAAUAACAACAGCAGUCGAUUUGGGAAAUUUGUUGAAAUACAUUUUGACAAGAAGGCCUCUGUCGCCGGGGGCUUCAUAUCCCAUUAUCUUUUGGAAAAAUCUCGGAUUUGUGUCCAAGGAAAAGAUGAACGGAAUUACCAUAUUUUUUACCGUUUGUGUGCUGGUGCCCCAGAUGAUUUGAGACAGAAGCUAAAACUCAGCAACCCACAAAGUUUUCGUUAUUUGAAUGGUGGAUGUAUGCAAUUUUUUGCCUCUGGAGAUGCCAAAGAGAAAAAUCGGAAACCAGACAGGGGCUGUGUUUAUGAUCCACUUCUUGACGACGUCAAGGACUUCAAACUUACUGCAGAUGCCAUGGCCAAAAUGGGAAUCGGAGAUGGUGAAAAGAUGUCUAUUUUUGGUUUGAUAGCAGCAGUUUUACAUCUUGGCAACAUAGAUUUUGAAGAGAAUCACGACGACAGCAAAGGUGGAUGUAAGCUCUCUGCUUCUUCAGAAGGCCCUGUAAACAUGUCAGCUGCCCUUCUUUCUUUGGACAAAGGAGAGUUGAGAGAAGCGUUGGUCAGUCGAGUAAUGGUCCCAACUAAAGGAGGAAUGAAAGGAACUGCUAUCAAAGUUCCUCUAAAGGUAAAUGAAGCCAGCAAUGCUCGUGAUGCUCUUGCUAAAGCUGUCUAUUCACGGCUUUUUGAUUACAUUGUCAACAGAGUAAACCAGGCAAUCCCAUUUAGUUCUUCAUGCAAUUACAUUGGUGUCCUCGAUAUUGCUGGAUUUGAAUAUUUCCAAGUGAACAGUUUUGAACAAUUCUGUAUCAAUUACUGUAAUGAGAAGCUCCAACAGUUCUUUAAUGAACGCAUCCUAAAGGAGGAACAAGCCUUAUAUGAGAAGGAAGGUCUGAAUGUCAAGAAGAUUGAUUACACAGACAACCAAGACUGUAUUGAAUUAAUUGAAGGUAAAAGCCAUGGUAUAUUUGACUUACUUGAUGAAGAAAGUAAACUGCCAAUCCCUAAAUACACUCAUUUCACAACUGAAGUCCACUCUCGUAACAAAACCCAUUUCAGACUCAGUAUACCUCGUAAAUCCAAACUGAAAAUUCACCGAGAUGUCAGAGAUGAUGAAGGUUUCUUGAUCAGACAUUUUGCUGGUGCUGUCUGUUAUAACACUAACCUGUUCAUUGCCAAAAAUAAUGAUGCCUUACACACAUCCCUUGCUUUCCUUAUUCAAGAAAGUACGGAUCCAUUGUUGAAAUCUAUUUUUGCUGAAAGUACCCCAGUCUCUGGUGGAAAACUAAACUUCAUCAGCAUUGGCAGCAAAUUUCGGUCUCAACUACAGGUCCUUAUGGACAAAUUAAGGAGCACAGGGACCAACUUUAUCCGGUGCAUCAAACCUAAUCUGAAAAUGGUUGAUCAUCUCUUUGAAGGUGCCCAAAUUCUUAGCCAAUUGCAAUGUUCAGGGAUGACUUCAGUUCUAGAACUCAUGCAACAAGGUUAUCCUUCCAGAACCCCGUUUUCUGAACUUUAUACUAUGUACAAGAAUUACUUACCACCAGAACUCUCACAACUUGAUCCUCGACUCUUCUGCAAGUCACUCUUUAAAGCUCUUGGACUUAAUGAUAAAGACUUCAAGUUUGGCAUGACAAAAGUAUUCUUCCGGCCAGGAAAAUUUGCUGAGUUUGAUGAAAUUCUUAAAAGUGAUCCUGAAAACUUGGCCAUGUUGGUGAAGAAGGUCAUGAAAUGGCUCAUUACAUCACGCUGGAAGAAGGUGCAAUGGUGUGCACUCUCUGUUAUUAAAUUAAAAUAUAAAAUACUGUAUCGCCAAGGUAAUCUGAUUACAAUUCAAAAGAAUGUACGUAUGUACUUGUCCAAGAAGAAAUACAGGCCCAGGUAUUUGACAAUUACAAAGAUCAAAUCGUUACAAGGUCAAAUAACAAGUAUGCGCAAAUCUAUCUCCCAGCUGAAAUGCAACAAAGACACUGAAAUAAAACAAAUUGAACAACUUGAGACCAGCAUGAAACAGGCCAUUCAUAAAAUCAAGACAACUGACGUCACUAAAGAGCAGUGUAAACAAAUUUAUGAACAAUUCAUGUCCAGCAUGGACAAACAGAUGAAGGUACUUCAGAAAAAGAUGGAAGAACAGAAGAUCAAGGAAGAACAAGAGAGACUUCGGAAAAUGCAGGAAGAAUUGGAACGGGAGAAGAAGAGAAGGAUGGAAGAGGAAAGAAAACGAAAAGAAGAAGAGGAACAAAAACGCCUGAAAAUGGAAAUGGAAGCCAAAAGGAAAAAAGAAGAAGAGGAACGCAAAGCGCAAGAGGAAGCUAACAAAGCUGCUGCAGUAGCUUUGGAAGCUGAUCGCCAGAAGGACUCUGAGGAGAUUACCAAAAGGCAGCAUAUCUUGCAACAAGAGCACCGUGAUCGAGAGCUUGCACUACGUCUUGCUAUGGAAGACCAAAACCAGGUCGAUGAUGUGGUCAUACCUCCACUUGCUCGGUCAGCGGCUGUAUUAGCACAACGGCAGGCUGCCGCGCAAAAGAAGUAUGAUUUAUCUAAAUGGAAGUAUGCGGAACUCCGAGACGCCAUCAACACAUCAUGUGAUCUGGAAUUGUUGGAGGCUUGUCGUGAGGAAUUUCACAGACGACUUAAGGUUUAUCAUUCCUGGAAAUCAAAGAACAAGAAGCGUGAUGGGAAUACCCAGAGAACUCCGGAUUCAAUACUGGAGGCUGAAAAAUAUUCUUCACAUAUUCCUGGUGAGAUGGAUAUAGAGAAAAGUGAAACUUCGCCUCAGCGCUAUUUUAGGAUUCCUUUCACUCGGCCAUCUGGAGAAUUCAAGACAGAAAAGAAACAAGGCUGGUGGUAUGCCCACUUUGAUGGUCGGUGGAUUGCCCGGCAGAUGGAAAUCUGUAUGGAAGUCUCCCCCAUUAUACUGUUGGCAGGUGAGUACAAUUUCUUAAGGUGACUACAGUGAUGGUGU